This is a messenger RNA of Scleropages formosus (Asian bonytongue), 2874 nucleotides long. Its product is annotated as zinc finger protein ZIC 4-like. The record is from RefSeq and is a predicted model, not a curated record. Lineage: Eukaryota; Metazoa; Chordata; Actinopteri; Osteoglossiformes; Osteoglossidae. Gene Ontology annotation, cellular component: nucleus. Gene Ontology annotation, molecular function: RNA polymerase II cis-regulatory region sequence-specific DNA binding; DNA-binding transcription factor activity, RNA polymerase II-specific. The coding region runs from base 807 to 2405 and encodes 532 amino acids. The transcript has 2 exons. Gene Ontology annotation, biological process: regulation of transcription by RNA polymerase II.
AGCGCAGGAGAUUGGAUCCAAAUCCAACAGACCUCCGAUGAUCACAACAGGUUCUUCUCCCUACUUUUGUUCGGAAUAAUCGAGUUGCCCAGACACGUGAAAACGAGUCUCAGAGCGAUAGUGACGUUUGACUGCACGCUCAUACCAUACUAAAUGACUACAUUUUAUUAUUUCCACCGAAAUGUAUAGUAACUUGCGGUGAGGUACUGCAGCUGAUGGAAUCUUACUCAGUCCAAAAUAACAUUUACGUGUCACUAAACGUUUUCUAUCUUUAAUAUGUUUGAAUAAACAGGAACUUGAAACUACUGCACCUUUUUUUUUUUUAAUACAAUUUCUAGCGUAAUCCGCCCUUAAACAGUUGCACAAUAACCUUACAACACGAAGGUUCGGAGAACUGGAGUUAAAGGUACAAUGGCCCUUUGCGUGACAACAAAAACAAGCUCCUUUCGAGGCGCCCGAGGCUCAGCGCAGGCGCUCUGGACUCUGACUGUUACUAAAACAUUUUUCUUCACAUUUGAAACUGUCACAAGUGACGUCAAUCAUCGGGCGCCGACCAAUGACAGCGCUCCUUGAUUGUUCGGCUCCACGGGCUGCGGCGCCCACCAUGAAUCUCUAUUCAGUGUUUCAAAGCGUCCCGCUGCUGCCUCUCAACCGAAUGGGAUUCCACGUAGGCAUCGAGAUAGAAUAAAAACUUUAGUUUUUUUCUUCUUUUUUUUUUUUUAAACAUAUUUCUGUUGCGAUUAGAAUAGAUUUGUCAUCAUCAUUAUUAUUUUGCCUGCUGUCAAGUUACUCUGAAAUUAGGAAUAAUGAGCCUGGAUGCUUUGGGAAGCCCGGUUAUGGACCCUACGUUUUCCAAACGGAACACGGCGCUGAGAUUAGUUGACUUGGCAGGGGCUCACCACCAUCACCAUCAUCACCACCGUACCCCUCAGAGCGUGACAGGCUUCCCGGGGUUCAGCAGCCAUCCCCACUCAAUGGCUCACACGCUCCCCGGGGAGAUUACUGCAGAACCCCGCCUGGGGCCGAGUCCAUUCGGGCCAGAACACAUGGGGCACUCUGCGGCCCUCAAAAUCAGCCCAGCCCAUCAUUAUCCCCACCAUCACCACCACAAUCAUCUUAUGGCAGGCCACAGUGAAGUUGUCUCCAGUCAAACGGGUGCUUUUGGCCCAGUGCAGGCGGCUGCAGUUCCAUUCUCCAUGUCUCACACGGCCCAUGCACUCUCUGCAGGUAGGGAUUUCCUCAUUCGAAGAGAUUUGACAGCUCCAGCCAUGCCGGGGCUCAUCGACCAGUCUUCUGGUGCAUCCUCUCAUCACGGAAUGUUUGUCUCAACAACAGGUAGCUAUCCUGGACACUAUGGGCAUCACCCCGAAGCUGGAAACCAUCCCCUCUUUCCUCGACUUCACCACCACGAUCAGCCGUCUAACGGAGCGCCAGGUGGCCAGGCGCUCAAUGGACAAAUAAGGUUAGGAAUACCUGGAGAAAUGUACGUUAGGUCUGAUCACAUCAGUCAAGUGGCAGGUUCGAGGGCUGAGUCCUUUGGCGCCUCGGCUUUGCACGGCUACGGCGGCAUCAAUCUGAACAUGAAUCUGAGUUCUCACCACGGACCCGGUGCUUUCUUCCGUUACAUGAGGCAGCCGAUCAAGCAGGAGCUCAUCUGCAAGUGGCUGGACCCGGAGGACGCCGCGAAGAAACUUUGCUCGAAAACUUACGGCACGAUGCACGAGCUGGUCACACAUGUGACCGUGGAGCAUGUCGGGGGACCAGAGCAGGGAAACCAUAUCUGCUUUUGGGAAGAGUGUCCUCGAGAAGGGAAACCGUUCAAAGCCAAGUAUAAGCUAGUCAAUCACAUCAGAGUGCAUACGGGAGAGAAGCCCUUUCCCUGUCCGUUCCCCGGCUGCGGCAAAGUGUUCGCAAGAUCCGAGAACCUCAAGAUCCACAAAAGGACGCACACAGGUGAGAAGCCUUUUAAAUGCGAGUUCGACGGCUGCGACAGACGCUUCGCGAACAGCAGCGACCGCAAGAAGCACUCGCACGUGCACACGAGCGACAAACCGUACAACUGUAAAGUGCGAGGCUGCGACAAGUCGUACACGCACCCGAGCUCGCUGAGGAAGCACAUGAAGGUGCACUGCAAGUCUCCUCCGCCGAGUUCGGGCUACGAAUCGUCGACGCCCUCCCUGGUGUCCCCCGCCUCGGACUCGGGUCGGGACUCGGGUCGGGACCCGGGCUCGUCCGCGCACUCCGAUCCGCUCUCCUCGUCCCAAGGUGCCAAUUUAAGCGAGUGGUACGUGUGCCACAGUUCAGGGGCGAGCGGGACGCAGAGCCCCCCGAGCAACUCGUCCUCUCCGGAACCCGAGCGCGGACCGCCGUACAGAACGGCCCAGCCAGGAGGAGAGCGCUUCUGACCGCGCGUGCCCCCGGGAAACGCAAACGGGAGCGUAGUUUUGCAUGACCCACGAGAAGAACGGGACGGAUGACGUGACGGCGGAGUAACGGCAGACUCCUCAGAAUUAAAUGCUGAGAUCAGUGGUCUCGCGCACUGGCCUCGAGAAGUAGUGCAAAAGCACGAUUUUUUAAACGUUCAGAAUGACUCAUUUGAGAUAGGCGAACUAAUGCAAGAGGGACGGUAACGUUAUUUCAUGGAUUUCUUCGUAAGCGUCUUGCUGGCUUCAAUGUUAAAUUAUGUCCUGCUUUCAGUACAGUAUUUCCAUCAUAAUUUAUUUUCAUACCUGACGUGAAAUUUUUUGUAUCGUCGAACCAAAGUAUUGAAUUGACAUGUCUGUAUAUUGGUAAUGUUUCAUGUGUGUAGGUGUUUUUAACCGUUUUUUAAAUACUGCCUUUUUGGUCUUCGGGAGAAUAUUUUUUAUCGUUUGU